UAUACAACUGUCACAUGACCAGGAAGUGUUUGUCCCAUCACCACAGAGGAGAGGCGGCCAUGCUGGGCAUAGUAGUGCUAGUGCUGAGCUCCCUGCCCGGGGCCCCAGGUUCCCGGCCGUGUGUGCGGCAGAGCUUCGGGCAGAGCUCAGUGGUCUGUACCUGUAACUCCUCCUACUGCGACGGCCUGGAUGACGUCACCGCGCCCGCCCUGGGCAACUACAGCGUGUAUGAGAGCAGCCAAUCAGGAGGACGGCUGGAGGAGAGCGGGGGCCCCAUCAUCAGGAGAGGAGAGGGGCCCACAGGUCUCGUCUUCACUCUCGAUGAUAAGAAACGUUUCCAGGUCAUGAAGGGUUUCGGUGGCGCGGUGACUGACUCGGCCGCCAUGAAUAUCCUGGCCCUGAGCGCCGGCUGCCAGGACAAUCUGCUGCGCUCGUACUUUUCUGAGGAAGGUAUUGGAUACAGCGUUCUGCGGGUCCCCAUGGGCAGCUGUGACUUCUCCACACGGGUCUACACCUACCUGGACCGAGAGGGAGACUUCACCCUGGAGACCUUCAGCCUGGAGGAGGAGGACCAGAGACUGAAGAUCCCAGUAAUCCAGAAAGCCCAGGCCAUGUCGUUGCGGCCCAUAUCCCUGUUCGCCAGCCCCUGGACGGCUCCAUCAUGGAUGAAGACCAACGGGAAGGUGACAGGUAAAGGAACGUUGAAGGGGUCCCCUGGAGGGCGCUACUACAAGACCUGGGCGCAGUACUUCAUCAGGUUUCUGGAUGAAUACGCCAAAUACAAUGUCACCUUCUGGGCGGUCACGGUGGAGAAUGAGCCGACGGCCGGGAUGUUGUCCAAUUAUCCUUUCCAGUGUUUAGGAUUCACCCCCAAACUCAUGAGGGACUUCAUCGCCCUAGACCUGGGCCCCGCAUUGGCUGAGAGCCCCCACAGAGGCAUCCAGGUCAUGAUUGUAGAUGACAACCGGGUCCUGCUGCCAUACUGGGCCAAAGUGAUCCUGUCUGAUCUGCGGGCCGCCCGUUAUGUUCAUGGCAUUGCGGUGCACUGGUACCUGGACGCGGUGAUCCCGGCAGACAUCAGUCUUGGCAGUACGCACCAUCUCUACCCAGAAUACUUCCUGUUUGCUACGGAGGCAUGUGCCGGCUUCACCCCCUGGGAUAAGGGCGUGUGUCUGGGGUGCUGGGAGAGGGGGAACGCCUACAGCCGGCGGAUAAUCGAGGAUCUGAAUUAUUACGUGACGGGCUGGACUGACUGGAACCUGGUCCUGGAUAUGAGCGGUGGUCCCACCUGGGUGGGUAAUAACGUGGACAGUCCUAUAAUUGUGGAUGUGGGUGAGGACGUCUUCUAUAAACAGCCCACCUUCUACCACAUGGCGCACUUCAGUAAGUUUAUCCCCCCGGGGGCCCAACGUAUUGGACUGGAUGCCAACCAGGAGUCUCCUCUGGAGAGCGUGGCCUUCCUCUGCCCCGAUGGAUCCGCUGUGGUGGUCGUCCUCAACAGAGAUUCCCAUGAUGUCUCGUUCUCCAUCUCUGACCCGUCUCUGGGGACGAUAGAAGUCGUGUCACCUGGAAACUCCAUCCAAACGUAUCUGUGGAGGCGCCACUGAUCACCUAAUACAUGGACCGUCCUGUCUCCAUUAUUAUAUAUAACACUCCAGCUCCU
This is a messenger RNA of Hyla sarda, 1663 nucleotides long. RefSeq names its product glucosylceramidase beta 1 (gene GBA1). The record is from RefSeq and is a predicted model, not a curated record. Gene Ontology annotation, molecular function: glucosylceramidase activity. The transcript has 10 exons. Bases 15 to 1607 code for a protein of 530 amino acids. Lineage: Eukaryota; Metazoa; Chordata; Amphibia; Anura; Hylidae. Gene Ontology annotation, biological process: glucosylceramide catabolic process.